Molecule: messenger RNA, 2216 nt
Organism: Nymphalis io (European peacock)
Lineage: Eukaryota; Metazoa; Arthropoda; Insecta; Lepidoptera; Nymphalidae
Product: breast cancer anti-estrogen resistance protein 3 homolog
Exons: 6
Coding region: 61-1995 (644 amino acids)
Biological process (GO): small GTPase-mediated signal transduction; positive regulation of peptidyl-serine phosphorylation
Molecular function (GO): guanyl-nucleotide exchange factor activity; phosphotyrosine residue binding
Source: RefSeq, a predicted model, not a curated record
CGCGAGACCGCCGACUCGCGUAAUAUAUCAACAUUGUCUUAAAUUUACUCAUCGUAUACGAUGGACACAAACGCGAUGACUACGUCCGGCUUGUUAGAGUGGGAGCUCUCUCUACCAUCUGAUCAGAUAAUAUCACACGGGUGGUACCACGGUGCACUCAGCCGCACGGCAGCGGAGAGCCUGUUGCAACAGGACCGCGAGUUUCUCGUCAGGGAGUCUUCUUCGCAGCCUGACAAUUUUGUGCUGAGUUGCCGCUCUAACGGACAGCACCUGCACUUUGUCAUCCAGAGGAUAAUUGUCCAUCCUGAUACCGUUUUUGAAAGAUAUCAGUAUCAAUUCGAGGAUGAAGCUUAUGACACUGUGGCGGAUCUCAUCACGUCAUAUGUCGGAUCGGGGAAACCGAUAUCGGCAGCGUCGGGAGCUCGAAUACAGUAUCCCGCCAAUCGUAUGAUGCCUUUAACUAAUUAUGUAUCAGGUGAAGAGUCGGGCGCUAUGUUGUCACCGAAUGGUGAAAGCAACUACGGGAAUGCAUACAGUUUAUACAGUCACUUUGCAGCGAAGCCCGGCGGGUCCCUACGAGUGCCUUUUAAAAAGCAGCGGUCACAUUCGUUGACACCCAUAGAUAUGACUCAGCAUGUGACACAUGGUAAAAGUGCAAGUGCCGAUGGUGUCAUUCAAAGUCAAACAAAUAAGCAUGCGAAAAUUUUCUCGAGUGAAUCAAACUCAAACACUUGGGACGUCAAUCUACCGACGAGUCCACCUGCGAAGCCUGCCAGAUACGAGGGUCCCAAAGCUGAUGACAGACGAUUGGAGCUUCACAGACUCUAUCAUGUUUCGGGGUCGGAUUCAGGGAACGGCUCCGGUGAUUCUACGCAAAGUUCAGCGCACAGUGAUCCGAACAAUAAAUCGAGAAACGAUCCUGACUACAACCUCGUGAACACGCCAACUAACAAGCUCCAGUUCGAUUUCGAACUGACAGAAGCAAAGCUGUUACAAUUAGAACAUUUAGAUUAUAUCGUAGAGUCACGAAUAAACCUCGAGAAUUUCCAAUCUCAGAUUAUUCCACCUUUAUUGAGCAAGCCGUUGGAGUCUGAAACAUUACAUACCAUAAAGUUAUUAUUACGAACAUCGGGUCCACGAAUAUUAGCAAAUCAUAUGACCAAAGUUGACCUGCAUUUUCUCUUGGAGGAAUCUGUACAGAUUGAAAAACUUGAUAAAACUGCGUCGGGCUUAGAACUAUGCUUCUUACCUCAAGGUCGUGCUCUGCGCUUGGACGUCAUCGAAAGAGUCGAAGCAUUUCGCCUGUUAGUAGCUGUAACUAUUUUAACUUGCCAAACAGACAGACAGAGAGCAGAUACGAUUAACGAUUGGAUACUUUUAGCUAUUGAAACAAAAACGGCUCUAGGUAACCUUUACGGAUUCUCAGCUAUAAUGUUCGGCUUGUGUAUGCCUCAGGUGGAGUGUUUGGAGAAUGCUUGGAACAUUUUGAGGCGAGCUUACACAGACAAUGCUUUUAUGUUUGAAGCGAAGUUGAGGCCGUGUUUCAAGAGUAUGAACGAGGGCACAAACCCUCUUCCACCCAACACGACCACGCCAUACGUCAUACCGCCUGUCCUGUGCUUCCAUUUAUUCGACGGCGAGGGCGGCGGUCUGAUGCAGCCGGACGAGUCGUUCGCGACCAGCCUCAUGAACAGUCUGGAGUUUGACUUCAACGCCACGGCCGCACACCUGGAGGCGGCAAGACUCUUCCCGCAACAGGUCGACAUGUUCAAGCGGAACGCGAGGACCGUCGUGCAGGAGAUGUCUUCGCUCGGGCCAAUGCUGGACCCGAUACUUUUAGAGUUAUUCAAGACAGAAUUCCACAUCAAUUUUCUGUGGGGUGAACGAGGCGCUCUCACCGCCCCCAACCAACGAUUUGCCCGAUUGACGGACAUACUUACUGCGAUGGCCUCUAAGUUAGCGAAUCAACCGCCGGACAGCGACGACGCAUUGUAAUCUCGUCAUGUAUGAACCUAUAUAUAACAUUGCCUCGACAAUAGUUAGUGCCUACAACAAAUCUAUAGCAUUGGACACUCGGGUGUUGCAAGACAAGAGACACUAAUGCCCCUCGAAUAUAGAUAAUAUUGAUUUUAAGAUUACAAUUGUAAACCGGAUGUACUUGUGUCAAAAUAUCCCUGAAUAUAAAAAUAUAUUAGUAAUAUUAAAUCAACUUAUAU